Messenger RNA from Rangifer tarandus platyrhynchus (Svalbard reindeer), 834 nucleotides. The record is from the annotation of a GenBank genome assembly. Lineage: Eukaryota; Metazoa; Chordata; Mammalia; Artiodactyla; Cervidae.
AUGCUGGACUCCUCAGUGGCAGAUCAACUGACCCGACUGACCCUGAAACUCCUUGAGAAGAAACUGGAGCAAGAGCGUGAGGAUGUGGAGGGGGCUUCUGAGGACCCCCAUGUCGUGCCAGGAGAUGAGGAUGGGCCAGAGGCCGCCCUGCGGAGCGCUCUGAGGAUGAGGAAGGACCUUCUGCAGAGACUCUGGGAGCAGCGCCUCUUGGAAGAGGCUUCCCGGGUUCGUCAUCACAGGGAACUGCAUGGAGGAGCCCAUGGGUCUGUGCUGCCCCCAGAGGCGCCUCCUGUGGGCAUCCACCCCGCUGUCCCCCCAGCCCCACCUGCCCCAAACCCACCACGGAUCAUCCAACACCUGGCCCCCCCACCUCCUGCCACCAUCAUCCAGCAGCUGCCUCAGCAGCCACUCAUUGCACAGAUCCCCCCUCCCCCGGCCUUCCCCACCCAGCGGUCAGGAAGCAUCAAGGAAGAGGUGGUGGAGAUGAUGCUGAUGCAGAACGCGCAGAUGCAUCAGGUCCUCAUGCAGGCCUUGAUGCUCAGAGCCCUGCCCCCACCAGCACUUGCGCCCACCCCGCCGCACCUCACCCCACAGAGGCCGCCCUCCGUCUGCCACCACCACCGCUACGCACCUCCAGCCCUGCUGCCGGCCAUGCCUGCGCCUGGUUCCCCUCUGGGUUACUCCGUGUGGCCCCUGGUGGUCUCUGCCACUGCUCUCCCGCCUGCCGCCAGCUUCCUGCCCAGCACCGCGCAGCACGUGACCGGCCCGUCUGCGGCCGCCCUCAGCACGAUGGCGUCCAGCGGGGUCCUGCCGGCACAGGCGCCAGGCCCAUGA